Messenger RNA from Histoplasma capsulatum G186AR, 597 nucleotides. RefSeq lists its product as uncharacterized. Bases 1 to 597 code for a protein of 198 amino acids. The transcript has 4 exons. The record is from RefSeq and is a predicted model, not a curated record. NCBI's taxonomy places the organism in Eukaryota, Fungi, Ascomycota, Eurotiomycetes, Onygenales, Ajellomycetaceae.
AUGCCCGAGGGCCCGGGGGGGGGGGGGGGGGGAGAGGCUGUGGCGGGAAGAAAGACCGCGAAUUUUCUCUCCGACAGCAGCAAGAAGGGCAACGGCGUAAAAACCCAAGCACAGGGGAGCGGGAAACACAAACACGGGGUAAACGAGUUGUGUCUGGAAGAAAAGCGGGGGAAGAAGGUGCAGCUCCAGCUCCAGCUCCGGCUCCGGCUACAGCUACAGCUACUCAACGCCCUCGAGCAAUUCGCGCACAUCUACUACAUCUAUAUCUCUACAUCUAUGUCUCUCCAUCUAUGUCUCCAUCUCCAUCUGCCGGAUCGCACGUUGAUUGCUGAUUGGCCGCUGAUUGGCCGCCGCCAAAAGCCUCAACGUGUUCUUUUCUCGUCUUGCCAAGGCUUCUGGAAUACGGUGGAAGGUCUGGGCGCCGAGAUCCUGCUUUGUCAGCAUCUAGCCGCAGACAUAGAUAUUAGAGCACACAAGAAACACAACGGGGGAGAUCGGGGAUAUUGGGGGAAGGACCUGCAGGGACAGGGCAGGGCAAAGGUGUUCAAACAAGGCGAGGACAGGGGCGCGGGAGGGGACGAGGUCUCCAAGACGUAG